AUGUCUUUUCGGGAGAGAUUCAAACGCAAACUUGGAUUGCGCAGCUCCAAGGACCAUGAUUCAUGUCAAAGUCAGGACUAUGUCCAGCAAGACAUACAGCAGCCCCAUCUUCGAGCCGCUGGAUCGUCGAGCGAAAGAAAUAGCACCAAUACUCUGACCGACUCGCCUAGUCCAUCGACUCCCCUGACACAGUGUCUUUCCGAUCAACCUCCGCAAGGCCACGUGAAUGAAGGCGCAAUUCAAGAGGCAGCGCUUACCCGCAAAGACAACGACGAACAUGAUAUACGGGCGCUCUGGGACCUGGCGUAUGAGGCGCUGAGAGAAGAAGAUGAACGGCUCAUCCAGGAUUUUGAAGAGAAAAUCGAGGGCGACCUUAGCGCUGGCCUGAGUAAGGCUGUGGGCUCUCGAGUCGCCAAGAGAGAGUGGAUGGAUGCGGUCCUCGCACGCAAGAUGGAGCAGGUCAACCAAGACUCGUGGAAGCUAAAGUUUCGAAGCUCCGAGGUGCUCGUAAAGGACGUGGUGAAACCUGUCUUGGGAGUUGUAAGCUGGGCCAACGAAUUUAUCACAAAGGCCGUGAGCUCAAAUCCGUCCGCAUCACUCGCUUGGGGCGGCGUCAGUCUGCUGCUGCCGCUGCUCUUGAAUCCUUCUAAGCAGGCCGCCUCUUUGGCCCAGGGAAUAGAAUACAUCUCGUCCCUGAUUGUUCAGAGUUACCUGUGGGAGGACCUUUAUGAGCGGCGCUUCAAGUCUGAGCCUGGCGGCUCGUCUCAGACUUCGAAUCAUACGUACCGAAGCGCUCUGAAAACGCUAUAUCGUCAUGUCUUAAAGUUCCAGAUUACCAGCUAUUGCUACUAUGCCCACAGCACCGCCUACCGCCUGGGUCUGGACUCUGUGAAGUGGAAUGAGUGGGAAGAGCUUCUGGAGAAGAUCAAAGAUCAAGAGAGAGUGCUUUCUGCUGUUCUCACUAUUUGCCGGGAUGUGAGAUACGACGAGGAAUGCUUCGCUGCCGAGCAGAGACACAGACAGGUCAUGUCUUGCUGGGAAAGUAUCGGGACUGAUGUCUCCGGACUCCUGUCAGCAGUCAGAGAGGCUCAGAGGGAGGACAAGCGCAAAGAGCUGCUUCAGUGGCUGUGCGCAGUUGACACUUCUGCGUUAUACAACGCAGCGCGCGAUAAACACCAAAUCGGCACAUGCAGGUGGUUGGUCGAGGACAGCAAGGACUUUAAAACGUGGAUGGAGUCCCCGAAAUCUUUGUUAUGGCUCAAUGGAAAGCCUGGUUCUGGAAAGUCGAUCCUGAGCUCGUCUGUCAUUAAGCACGUGCAAGAUAAUUGCAAGUCCGACCCUGGAACAGCACUCGCAUACUUCUACUUCAACUUUGGAAGCCAGGAGCAGCAGAGUGUGGCCAUCAUGCUCUCUUCCUUUGUCAAGCAGCUGUGUGCCAGUCGACCCGAUACGCCACAGGCCAUCAAAAACUUCGAGGGCUACAAGACGAAAGGCGAGCGCCCAGACACAAAAACACUUGAGGACGCUUUGAUAGCGUCUUCCCGUGGAUUUUCGGGCGUUUUCAUCGUCAUAGACGCUCUCGAUGAAUGUUCUAUCCAGAACGGAGAGCGAGGGAAAUUGUUGGCUUCCCUAACUCGCAUAGUAGCUGCAAUGCCCGAUAGUCUGCACCUGUUCUGUACGAGUAGGCCGGAGCCAGACAUCAGCACGGCGAUCACUAGGCUACUGUCUUCAACUUCGGGAAACGAGAUCAACCUCAUGGAAGAUACCACGGGGUUAGACGGCGACAUGAGUACGUACAUCGACUCAGUACUGGAGUCAGAUGAUUACCGUUCGUGGCCCGCCGAGCUCAAAGAUGAUGCGAAAAGGCUACUGAUUGAAAAGGCAGAUGGAAUGUUUCAAUACAUCGUGUGCCAAUUCGAAGGAUUGCGGAACCUUCGCUCCAAAAGUCUUAUCAGCUCAGCGCUGAAGAAUCUUCCCAAAGGACUCGACGCAACUUAUGAUAGGCUGCUUCUCAGUCUGGAGCCCGAGUUCGAAGCUCAGAUCUUGAACACACUCAAAUGGCUCGCGUUUGCGAAUAGAACCCUGCGACUGGAAGAACUGGCUGAGAUAUUCAUCUUUCAUCCUGAGCGCGCUGUCCUGUUCGACAAAGAAGAGCGGCUUUUUGAGCCAGAAGAAGUUCUGCGAUAUAUACCAAGUCUUGUCACAGUCCAGAAAGUGCAUGACAAGGACACGAGUGACGCAGUCGAUGACAAAUCGAGGAGAUUCACAACAUACGUACGACUGGCUCAUUUUACCGUCAAGGAGUAUAUGAUCUCCAGUCGUAUUGGCAAAGGGCCAGCCGCUCGCUACUCAUUCACCGAGAACGACGCUCACUUGCAUAUUUCGCAUUGUUGCCUCGCUUAUCAUCUCUAUAAGGUCGACGAGACUUAUACAGACGAUAGCUUCCCUGUUGGGGAUUACGCAACUGGCAACAUCGGAUGGCAUCUUGAGAUGACGCCGCGGCACAAAUGGACCUCUGAAAUCGUCCGCCUCGCUGCACGCGCUCUCGCUGUGCACAGUUCCAGUCUCAUAGAGAUUUUGUGCAUCACAAUCAACCGUGAUGAUUUCGACGCUGGCAAACCCGGCCUAGAACAAUCUCUCCGGCGGCCGUAUUGCUAUACUGCCUCACGUGGCUUUCUGCAUCUCACCGAUUUGCUGCUCUCUCCAGCCUCCGAUACCUACGACUAUUUGACACAGGAAGACCUGGACCUGACGCUGCUAAAAGCUGCGUCGGCGGGGAGCUCAGGGAUCGUUCGACUUCUCCUCGACAAGGGUGCUCAUGUCAAUGCGCAGAACGACAAAGGGGAGUCAGCUCUGCAGCUCGCUGCGUCACGAAAUCACUCAGAAACCGUGAAUUUACUCCUGAGUCGUGGUGCUGACACGUGUAAGUCGGUAUGUGCUUUGACGUCAACUUUGUCGUCGCUUGACAGCAUGUACUGGAAGACGAUAUCAGAGCAAAGUUCGAAUUGGACGACAUCGGCGGACUGCAAUAAUAGUCUGCAGCUUCUUAUCGAUCAUGGCGCAGAUAUCAACAAGCAGUGUGCUGUUCAUGGGACCGCCUUAAGCAUGGCAGCAAGUAAAUUGUGGGAUCACCGAACGCGAUACUUUGUGGACUUCUUACUCCAACGCGGUGCUGACGUCAAUCUGUUGGGAGGCUAUUUUGGCUACCCGCUUCAGGCAGCAUGCUCAUCUUUGAUCGGCGUCUGCGAAGAUAACGACUACGAGUUCCAAAGUGAAGUGGUCAUGGCUUUGCUCGAGAUGGGUGCUGAAGUAAAUGCUCAAGGGGGCAGGUACGGCAAUGCGUUGCAGGCUGCGAGCUGUGCCAGCAAUAUUAGGACAGUUUAUCAUUUGCUUCGUAGAGGCGCCGUCAUAAACAUGCCAGGCGGCCACUACGGAACCGCAUUGCAAGCAGCAUGUGCAAACAAGCAUUGGUUCACCGCGGAAGAGUUGCUGGAUGGAGGUGCAGAAGUUAAUGUCCAAGGAGGUGUGUAUGGCAAUGCUUUGCAGGCGGCAUGUUAUUCCAAUGAGGUGCACGAGGAGUAUUCUAGGAUGGAGAUUGUACAGCAUCUGCUGGAAAGGGGUGCCGAUGUGAAUGCUGGCGGUGGAAAAUUUGCAAGCGCGCUGCAAGCCGCAUGCGCAUCAAAAAAUAAUUCUGGUGAAGCGAUAGCAAGGUUGCUACUCAGCAAGGGCGCCAAGAUCAAUGCGCAGGGAGGGAAAUACGGCACAGCAAUUCAAGGCGCCUGCGCAAGAGGUAACACAGACGUAGUCUUCUUACUUCUCGGCCACGGCUGCGAUCUGAACAUCGAGGGCGGCAAGUACGGAACUGCACUGCAAGCGGCCUGCGCACCGAAAGCCUUUUACGCGAGGGUUUUCUACUAUAAACUCGUGCGCCUAUUGAUUCAACGUGGCGCCGACGUUCACGUUCAAGGCGGGAAAUUCGGGAGCGCAUGGCACGCUGCGGCUGCACAAAUCAGUGGGAAAUCCACCAAGGUCAAUGGCACGCUGAAGAUGCUGCUCAAUCACGGUGUUGAUGUGAACGACAGCAGGGGUCGGCUACACGGAACUGCUUUGCAAGCCGCCAUUGAGCUCUGUCGAAAUCCAGAAAAGGCCAUUGCCAGAGUUCGUUUCUUGCUUGAACGUGGCGCUGACAUCAACGCAGGAGCCGGUUUGUAUGGAUUCCCCUUGCAAUCGGCGUGCGUGGCGUCAUACAGUGAUGGGAGGUCCGCAAACUGGAAGGUUCUGUCUUACCUCUUUGAAAACUGCCCCGAUAUCGACGUCAACAUGACAGGAGGUAAAUUUGGCACGGCCCUGCAGGCAGCAGCGUACACAGGCAACAUGUAUGCCGUAUACCUACUGGUUGGUGAUGUCGAGAAUGCUGACGCUGAGUAUCAAUUUUUUGCUGGUGGCUCGGGCUCUGGCGGCCAUGACGAUUCUGACUCUGACGGUUAUGAUGACUCUGUGUCUGACGUUCAUGAUGACUCUGUGUCUGGCGCUCAUGAUGACGCCCCUCGUGCCCCGCGUCGUGUGGCCAAUAUCAACGCCCAUGGCGGCGAGUACGGCAGCGCACUUGUCGCAGCGGCGCAUGUAAGCGAGACAUUUGUGGCGGAAUCACUUCUUAAUUACGGCGCUGAAGCAGACGCUCGCGGCGGGAAAUACGGUACCGCACUCAACACAGCGGUGGUCAAAGGAAACUGGGAUCUUGUCGAGACCCUGCUCAAGGCUGGUGCGAAGCCAGGCUGCCGUGACCUACCAGAACACGAUGAGGAGUGGUUGAAAUGGGUCGAGAAGGAAGAUGGGCGGGGUGCUGUGGAGGGGUAUAGGAAGUUUUGGGAGAAGCAGAAGCUCAAAUCGGCACCUACAAGUACAUGA
This is a messenger RNA of Colletotrichum orchidophilum, 4908 nucleotides long. RefSeq lists its product as uncharacterized. NCBI's taxonomy places the organism in Eukaryota, Fungi, Ascomycota, Sordariomycetes, Glomerellales, Glomerellaceae. The coding region runs from base 1 to 4908 and encodes 1635 amino acids. Gene Ontology annotation, molecular function: protein binding. The transcript is spliced from 4 exons. The record is from RefSeq and is a predicted model, not a curated record.